AUGUAUGAAGAUGGCACACCAAUAGACAAUAGUUCGCAAGCAUCAUCAUUCUUUCAUAAUAUUGAUUCAUUAUCGACUAAUAGUUGUAAUACUAAACAACAAUCAAUUCUUCGUGUAAUUGAUAAUGCUAAUUUUUACCUAAUGUUGAAUAAAUUGUCAUCAUCACCAACAAUAUCAUCAACAUUGACAGCACGAUCAAUACCAAACAUAAGAAAAAUGAAAAAUCGAUUGAAUGAUUUAUCAAAAUUAGAUAAUGUAUCAAUUCAUGCAUUGGAAAAAUAUUUAGUUAAAGAUAGUGUACACGACAACAAAUUGCAUAAAAGACAAGUUAAAAAUAUUACUCAUUUUUGUCCAAAUGAAAAAUAUGAUAAAACAACAGCUACAAUAUCUGCACAACCAAAUGUAAGGCAUCGAAAACAGCACUGCUCAUGUUUUCCUGCCUAA
Didymodactylos carnosus is the source of this 444-nucleotide messenger RNA. The record is from the annotation of a GenBank genome assembly. NCBI's taxonomy places the organism in Eukaryota, Metazoa, Rotifera, Eurotatoria, Philodinida, Philodinidae.